Molecule: messenger RNA, 894 nt
Organism: Hylaeus anthracinus
Lineage: Eukaryota; Metazoa; Arthropoda; Insecta; Hymenoptera; Colletidae
Product: chymotrypsin-2-like
Exons: 3
Coding region: 83-610 (175 amino acids)
Biological process (GO): proteolysis
Molecular function (GO): serine-type endopeptidase activity
Source: RefSeq, a predicted model, not a curated record
UUUUUGACAUUCUGGUAUUCUACUAUUCGUUCUUUCUAUUUCAGGUUUGGAGUCACGAAUCCGAGGUGGCAAGAUCGCCAAUAUGGGAAGAUAUCCUUACCAAGCAUCGAUUUGGGAUAACAAUAGUUUUAAAUGUGGCGGAUCCGUCAUUACCGAACGCUUUAUCCUCACGGCUGCUCACUGCAUUUACAAGAGAUCAGCAAACACAAUGACAGUUGUUGUUGGAACCAAUUAUUUAAAACACAAUGGAGAUAUUUAUAAUGUCGAUAAAUUAAUUUGGCAUAAUGGCUACUGCUAUAAGCUAAUUAUCAAUGAUAUCGGUUUAAUACGCGUGAACAAAAAAAUUGUGCUAAGUGAAACAGUUCAACCGAUCCGUCUUGCGCCUGUGUUUGACAUUCCUUCAGGUGAAGUUGCUGUUGUCACUGGUUGGGGAAGAUUAUCUGACGAAGGCCCGAUCCCAUCCACGUUGCAUGAACUCUACACGAUUGUAGUAUCACAAGAAUCAUGCCAGAAAAUAUUCCCGGAAGUGGACGACAAAAAAAUUUGCACGCUGACCGAGAAUAACACGAGCGCUUGCUAUGUACGUACUACAUCUCGUAUUUUCACGUAAUUCAUUUUACUCGUCGAUGAAAGCGAUACAAUCGAUUUUCGUGACUUGCUCGCACGUAAAAUCUUUCGUUAAGCUAUCCCGUAACCAACAUGUUACGAUCGAUAUUUCGUGUUGACACAAGUUUCAUAACUAUUCAGAUUCCUAAUGGAAAAUUUAUUCUUAUCGAAAUAAAAAAGGUUGUCUGCGUUACUCGGGGGAUGUUGCAGCUUCCGAUUCCUUCAAUAAUUUUAUGAAUCGAUUCGGUAGUUCCAAAGAUCGCUCGCAACGUACGAAACGAUUUUUCC